Molecule: messenger RNA, 3622 nt
Organism: Solanum tuberosum (potato)
Lineage: Eukaryota; Viridiplantae; Streptophyta; Magnoliopsida; Solanales; Solanaceae
Product: splicing factor 1
Exons: 9
Coding region: 867-3278 (803 amino acids)
Biological process (GO): regulation of mRNA splicing, via spliceosome
Cellular component (GO): nucleus
Molecular function (GO): mRNA binding
Source: RefSeq, a predicted model, not a curated record
UUUUUCCUGCGUUUUGGUGCAAAAAAUGACAUGGGGUUGUCAUAUUUAAGGUUUUUCAUGAGCGGUUAUGGGUGGUUUUGUUGUUAUACGUUUCAAGAUUCAGUUUUUUGUUCUUGUGCUGUUGUUAAAAAUUGCUGUUUUCUUUCUGUGUGAAAUGGUUUGGUAGUUUGAUUUUGUAAAAAUGAAGGUUUGGAUGUUGUAGAUUUUGCUUCCUAUGUGUUUGAGGAAAGUGGAAAGUGGAAAAGUUCAGUUCAAGUGAUUCUUUUGAGGUUUUGUAUUUCUCUUUCUUAGUAAAAAUGUGACAUGGGUUUUUGAUAUUUAAGGUUUUCUUUGGUUAUUGGUGGUUUGUUGUUGUCUAUAUUUUUCUUCCUUUUUUGUUUUUUUUGUAAAAUCAAGAUUCAAUUUUUUCCCCUUUGUUCUUGUGCUAUUCAGCUUUGACUUACUGAGGACAUGACUUUAGAUAAGAGAGUAUGGAGGUAGUGGAUUAGGGUAGAAGAGUAGUAGGUAGUUGAGCUUUGACUUGCGUUAUGGUGGGAGUCUGGGAGCACUGUAUCUGGCGUAGGGUUAGUGUUAUACAUGUAGUUUCUUGCUUCUGAUAUCUGUUACCAUUUGUUAUCUAUUGUGUUUCUAUUACCACAUUAUUUCACUGUUGUUUUGUUUCUUUUUUCUGAAUGCUCUGUAGUGCUUUCUUCACUGCCGUAUUCCCUUUUUUCAUAAAUACUUUGAUUUGCUGCACUUGUUCGAGGGUGUUUCGGAAACAACCUUUCUAUCUCCAUGAGGUUGGGGUAAAGUCUUCUUACACUCUACCCUCUCCAGAUUACACGGGGUGUUAAUAUACCGAGUACUGGGUGUUCUUAAAAGUAAACAUGAGCACAAAACUUGAGCAGGCAUCUAGCCACAUUCAGACGGCUGCUUCAUCUGCAACACCAUUGAGUGGCCCAAAGAUCUCUAUGUUUGCCAAUAAAACUGGAUUUGUGAUACCAAAAAACAAGUUAGCAGGUUCAUUGGUUCCGGUAUUUCGAGUAGGAAAAAAAGGAGCUAGUGAUUCUGUAAAUGAAGAUAGCACUAAACAGGUGCAAAGGAAAACCAAAUGGGGUCCUGAUCUCACACAGGAUACUACUGUCAGAAAAGCAAGAGCAUUGGCAUAUCAGAGUCGUGUGGAUCAAAUAACACAACUACUGAAUUCUAGGAGUUUGGAGGGAGAAGGCAGCAAAGACUCCUUAUUAGCCUCUCCUGCUAAAGAUCACGAGUCUUCAGAUCAUCAACCUAAUGAUGAGAAUGUGAGAUCACUGGAACUUGAAAGACGGGAAAUCAUUGGGGAGAUUCUAAAACUGAAUCCCAGUUAUAAGUCACCUGCUGGUUAUAAGCCUGUACCAAAGGAGGCAAAAAUUCCAGUACCUAUCAAAGAACAUCCCGGGUACAAUUUUAUUGGUUUGAUUUUUGGUCCUGCUCAUAAGCAACUGGAAAAGGAAACUGGAGCUCAAGUAAAGGUUUAUGGUAUUAAAGCAGAUACUGAAGAGAAGGUAGAAGUUACUUCUGGUGAAAAUGACUCUGGUGCUUAUGAGGAAAUGCAUGUCCAAGUAUCAGCGGAGACAUAUGAAAAGGUUGAUGCUGCAGUUGCUUUAAUUGAACUUCUGGUUACCCCAGCUUCAAUGACUCCUGCGGCCACAACCACAAAAGCCUCAGGUGAUGGAGAAACUAUUUCCGUUGAAGCAACACCUGUCCCGACUCCUCCUCCUGUAGUAAAUCAAGGGAUAGCUCAACCAGGUUUUGGAGCACAACCUGCUCAACUUCAAAGUCAUUUUCAGCCAUACCAAGGGCAAUGGUUUCCUGGACCGACAUCUCAGAAUCCAGUACCUCGAUUUCCAGGACCCGCUAACUCUGGGAUUUCUUCAGCAUCCCUGGUCAGCAACACUCACCAAGUAUCACCGUCACCUACCAACUUGUCAAAUACAUCCUCACCCUUUGGUCCACCACAUGGUAUGCAAGAUGGCUUUGGUUCAGUUCCUCGAAACCCUUUUGUUCACUCUAGCCCACAGGCACCACUAAUGCAGCAGCAAUAUAUGCCUUCUUCUCAUUUUGGACAAAUUGGUGGACUUAGACAUCCUAUACCAUCUUUAGGGUCUACACCACCUCAAUCCAAUAUGACUCUGCCUCAAUUUUCUCAGGGCCAACCGAGUCCAACAGGGUUUCCGCAAAUUGUCAGACCAGUAAUGUCUUCAUUACCUCAGUCUGGCCCUCCUACAGCAUAUCCAGACCGACCAUUGACCCCAGCUGGAAACUCCCCUGGAUGGUCACAGUUGCCAUGGAACAACCAGACAGGUCAAGGUCCAAGCAACAUGAUUGCCAUGGCUCCCCCCACAGUUUCCCCUCAAGGAAGUCAUCAUCUUGCUUCACGCCCAAUGGGUGUCUCUGCAGCUCCGCAUAUAGAUGUUUUCCAGGGCCAUAAUUUAGCACCCCAAUCAUCUGGACCAUCUCCAUCAGCACAUAUGCCUCCUCCAUUGCGUCCAUCUUCAGGAUCUACCCCUGCACAUUUCUUGAACCACUCUGUGUCUAGUGGACAACCAAUCAAUCCAAAUCUCUCACCUAAUCCAGUUCCCGUAAGUUCUCUUAAUAUUAAUUCUAUGAGACCUACUUCCUUUGUAACUCCAAAUCCACUGCAGCCCAAUAGCGAUUUUACAUUCCAGCCUCACCAUUCACAGAAUCCAGCAGCUUCCAGGCUAAUUAGUCAAUUUGGAUCUCAGGAACUUUCACCUUCAAACCAAAUGAUGCGCCCUCAUCAACGACCAGCAAUAGACAAUCCAAAUCUCCCACUUGUCAUUCAAGGAUUUCAAAGACCCCAAUUAAGCAAUCAGAUUAGUCAGCCAGGACCACCUAUGUCACUUGACUUUGCUCGAGGACCUGCUGGUCCUGUCCCUCAAUUUAGGCAUCCGACAUUUUCAAAUCAGGGUAUAGCUUCACCUACUGUCCCUCAAAUGCAACCUAUGAACUUUAGGCCAGCUCCAAAUCAUGUAGGUUCCUUCCCUCCUAGAGUGAACUCCAUGCCUCUUCAGCAAAAUAAUCCAAAUGUCAUGCUUCGACCACAGAACUUUGAGGCUCCCAACAAUGUCUUCUUCCGUCAUGGUAGGCCUGCCUCUGGAGCGCAUCAAAUAUAUGACCCCUUCUCGCCCACAUCUGUCCCUCGACAUCCUCAUCCUGGUGGUAAUCCAGCAAUGGCAGAAAAACAAGAGAGUGAUCCUGAAUAUGAAGACUUGAUGGCCUCUGUUGGAGUUAAAUGAUUCAAACUAUAGACCUUCAUGUUGAUCCCACCCCCUCUAAAGCCUUUAAGUAAAAUUCUAUGCUGUCCAUGCAUCAGUGAUAAUGCUUAAUAUGCAAUUUUUCUUAUUGGGGGUCAUAGAGACAGUAACCAACCCCUUCAAUUCUCCUUGUAUUGCAGAAAAUGCUUUCUGAUAGAUAUAUUUUACUGGAAAAGUAAUGUAUUUAGGAUAUGCAUAUACUUUCUUGGUGCCUACUUGUUGAAGGAAUGUGGGGUGAGUAGGGAAUGGUGCACUAGCACAGUAAGUACUAAUGCACUGAUUGAUAUAGAGAUUCCUCUAUUUAUGGGCAUUUUAGUGUUUAUAUA